AAACAAAUAAUAAACCCUAAUUCAAAAUUCAAAACCAAAGUCCAAAUCACAAAAAGACAGUCACUUCUUUUUUUUCCUUACAAUUCCAGACCAAGGAGAAAGGAAUAUUUUUCUCUGUCUCAUCUCUGAAAAACAAAAACCCCCAAAAUUUCUAAACAGAAAUUAUUACCAAACCUUUGUAAGAACCAAUCAAAUCACAUCAAAACCAAAUUUCAGUUACCCCCACCAUCAAGAAGAUAACUUAAAUUAAUCAAAUUUCUUCAACUUUGAUCAUCUCGAAAGAUCAGAUUUCCAGAACAGAGGGAGGAAGAAGAAGAAGAACUAGGAGAGUAGCUGCAAAUGAGUUGAUUGAAUUAGAGAGGUGCGAAUUUGAUUGAAUUUGAUAGGGAGGAGAAAUGGGUUUAAGGAAAGUGGGAAAGUAUGAAGUAGGUAGAACAAUUGGAGAAGGAACAUUUGCAAAAGUGAAAUUUGCUCAAAAUACAGAGACUGGUGAAAGUGUUGCUAUGAAAGUUCUUGAUCGUUCUACUAUCAUCAGACACAAGAUGGUUGAUCAGAUCAAGAGGGAGAUAUCAAUUAUGAAGCUUGUUAGGCAUCCAUAUGUUGUUCGCCUCCAUGAGGUAUUAGCGAGUCGUGCAAAGAUAUACAUUAUACUGGAGUUCAUAACAGGUGGUGAAUUAUUCGAUAAGAUUGUUCACAGAGGGCGACUCAGUGAGACAGAAGCUAGGAGAUACUUCCAGCAACUUAUUGAUGGGGUGGAUUAUUGCCACAGUAAGGGGGUCUAUCAUCGAGAUUUGAAGCCAGAAAACCUUCUUCUUGACUCCCAAGGAAAUCUGAGGAUUUCAGAUUUUGGACUUAGUGCUUUGCCUGAAGAAGGUGUUAGCCUUCUGCGCACCACUUGUGGAACUCCUAAUUACGUUGCACCAGAGGUUCUGAGCCACAAAGGUUAUGUUGGUUCUGUAGCAGAUGUCUGGUCUUGUGGCGUCAUUCUUUACGUUUUGUUGGCAGGCUAUCUUCCAUUCGAUGAGCUUGAUCUUACCACCUUGUACAACAAGAUUGGGAAAGCAGAGUUUUCCUGUCCAUCUUGGUUUCCUGUUGGUGCAAAGUCCUUAAUAUAUAGAAUACUGGACCCAAAUCCUCAAACUCGCAUCCGAAUGGACGAUAUCAGGGAUGACGAGUGGUUUAAGAGGAGUUACGUUGCUGUUAGGCCUAUUGAAUAUGAGGAUGUUAACCUUGAUGAUGUAUAUGCUGCCUUUGAUGAUCCCGAGGCUAAAGCUGAACAGUGCGGAAAUGAAAACAUGGCACCCAUAACGCUAAACGCAUUUGACCUUAUCAUUCUUUCUCAAGGCCUGAACCUUGCAUCAAUCUUUGACCGUGGACAGGAUGCGAAACACCAGACACGCUUUCUUUCAACUAAACCAGCUAAAGUUGUUUUAUCAAGUAUGGAAGUUGUUGCACAGUCGAUGGGUUACAAGACCCACAUUCGUAAUUAUAAGAUGAGAAUGGAAGGUCUUUCAGCAAAUAAAACUGGACUCUUCUCUGUUAUUUUGGAGAUUUUUGAGGUCGCUCCUUCGUUCUUCAUGGUGGAUGUUCAGAAAGCAGCUGGCGAGACUGCCGAAUACCUUAAGUUCUACAAAAACUUCUGUAGCAAUCUCAACGAUAUCAUCUGGAAACCGCCAACGUCUGGAUCCACCAAGUCCUGGAUCAGUAGGAGUACAAAGAGCUGAUGGUCUACUCUACGAAUCCCUCAUAUGGUGUUCACAGUUACUUUGUAGAUUGAUUAUAGCUUAUUGAUCCCAUAGAAGGUCACUUGAGCAUUAUGACCUUGACAGUACCAAAUUGCUCGCGCAGCAAAUUUUUUUUUGAGUGUAUUUACCUAUUUGUAUUAACCAAUAUAUGAUAUACGAGUUUCCUUUUCUUUCAAAUUUUUAUGCUUGGGUGUGUCCGUAGUCUGGACCAUGUUACUUGAAUAUCUUCUCAGAUUAAUGAAUUCAAUGCAUGACAGUUUGCAUACA
Molecule: messenger RNA, 2012 nt
Organism: Papaver somniferum (opium poppy)
Lineage: Eukaryota; Viridiplantae; Streptophyta; Magnoliopsida; Ranunculales; Papaveraceae
Product: CBL-interacting serine/threonine-protein kinase 8-like
Exons: 13
Coding region: 396-1724 (442 amino acids)
Biological process (GO): signal transduction; protein phosphorylation
Molecular function (GO): ATP binding; protein kinase activity
Source: RefSeq, a predicted model, not a curated record